Molecule: messenger RNA, 3861 nt
Organism: Pseudonaja textilis
Lineage: Eukaryota; Metazoa; Chordata; Lepidosauria; Squamata; Elapidae
Source: RefSeq, a predicted model, not a curated record
GGAGGCUUUCAAGAAGAGAUUGGACUAUCAUCUGUCAGAAAUGGUGUUGAUCUCCUGCUUGGGGAAAGAUGGCACCUUCCUUUGGGUUGUGUCACUCCUGACUUCUUGCCCUUGCUAAUCAUGGGUCCGAAAGCCAAGGCCCAGCCUUUGAUAGAAGAAACCCCGGUCAGGGUAGCCGUGCGCAUUCGGCCGUUGUUGCCCAAGGAACAGUUACAUGGGCACCAGAUCUGCCUCCAGGGAGACCCUGAGAAGAAGGAAGUGACUUUGGGCCACAUUCGACAUUUCCAGUUUGACACAAUCUUCACUGAAAUCUCAGACCAGGGGUCUGUGUAUGCCACUUGUAUCCAACCACUGGUGGACGCAUUCCUGGAAGGCUUUAAUGUCACUGUCUUUGCUUAUGGUCAGACAGGCUCGGGGAAGACCUACACCAUUGGAGAAGCACGUGUCUCUUCCAUCAAUGAAGAUGAGCAGGGCAUCAUCCCUCGGGCCAUGGCUGAGGCCUUCAAGUUGAUGGAUGAGAACGAUCUGCUCAACUACACUGUCCGUGUCUCUUACCUGGAAGUGUACAAGGAGGAGUUCCGCGACUUGUUGCAAGUGGACACGGCCAGCAAAGACAUCCAGAUAUGGGAAGAUGACAGGGGGAAUACAGUGCUGCACGGGGUGAAAGAAACAGAAGUGGAAGGUCUGGAUGAGGUUCUGAGCCUGCUGGAAAUGGGCAACGCAGCCAAGCACAUGGGAAGCACCCACCUCAACAGGAGGUCCAGUCGUUCCCACACCGUCUUCACUGUGACCAUGGCACGAAGGCAAAACAGCAACUGCCUCACUCGCUUUGCCUGCCCAGGGAAGACUUUGGUGGCGCCGACCGCUGGGCAGGUUCUGAAGUCCAAGUUUCAAUUUGUGGAUCUGGCCGGUUCUGAGCGGGUGGUGAAGUUGGGGUGUACUGGGGAGAGGCUAAAGGAGAGCAUCCAGAUCAACGCCAGCCUCUUGGCCUUGGGCAAUGUCAUUAGUGCUCUUGGAGACCCCCGCCGGAAAAGCAGCCACAUCCCGUAUCGGGAUUCCAAAAUCACCAGAAUCUUAAAAGGCUCCUUAGGUGGGAACGCCAAAACCGUGAUGAUUGCCUGCGUCAGCCCUUCCUCCUCCGACUUUGACAAGAGUCUGACCACUCUGAAUUAUGCCAGAUGGGCUCAGAAUAUCAAAAAUUGGGCCGUGGUGAAUUGUAGCAAGGAGGUGGAGCCCGUAGAAGCCCUGCAGCUGCGUAUCAAGAAGCUUCAGAGGGCCUUGGAACAGAGACACCGCUCAGAGACUCGCAUCAUCCGCCGAUCGGAGGUACCCAUCAAGGGUCACUUGGAGGAAAGCAUGGCUCACUUACGAGCUGAAUGCAACCACUACCAGACUCGCACAGAUGCCGCCUAUCAGCUCUUGAUGGAACUGCAAGGGGAGGGCAAAUUGACAGAGGAACAGGGGCUCCGGGUGAAGGACUGGCUGUGUGCAGUGGAAAAUGGGGCAGGCGAGCUGAGUUUGACCUCCGGCGUAGACAGCAGGAUUGGAAGCACUUCAGCUGAGGAACAGCACUCCAAAACCUCCAUUUCCAAGCUAGUCAAGACUCAGGAGGGGCAUCAACAAGGACCCGAGACAGUGGGACAGGAGGAAGUGGUGAGGCUGGAGGAGCAAGUAGAGCGCUUAGAGAAGGAGAACCAAGAUUUCUUGGCAGCUCUUGAGGAUGCUAUGGAGCAGUACAAAGCACAGGGUGCCAAAUUGCAAGAACAGGAAGACAUCAUCUCUGAACUUCAGAAGUACCUAAAGAUGGAGAUGCCCCAUUUGGGCAUGCCUGAACUGCUAGGAAAUGUCUCCCUGGUGCAGUUGGACCAAAGGCCACACACAGCUCCUGUGGAUGCAUACCAGUCCCAUCACUGGCUCAAGCUUGCCUGUAAUAACCAUAGGAAGCUCCACAGUGUCACAGUUCACAAUGGAGAAGACUCACUGGGACAAAGUCACAGUCUCGCUGGAGAUAACAUGUACAGUCUAGGGACAAAGGAUAUAUCACAAAUGAAAACACUGGAUAACGUUUUGGAUUCAUCUUUGGAAGAUGAGAAUAGAUGUUGGCCAAUCUGGUCCCUUCAGCAAUAUAGGAACAGAACCCAUAGCUGGAGCAAAGAGGAGGUUUCAACCAAGAAGAAUAAAAAAUACAACUCAAAAUCCCCAGAGGGAGUCCAGAAGAAAUCUUUGGAGCUACCUAAAGAUGGUAGGCAACAAGAGCUGAGCAGUCCAGCAGGGAGCUUUCCAGGCAAGGAUUCAGAAUGGCAGCUCCUUCAGGCCCACCAGAAGAUCCGUGAGCUGGCUAUCAACAUCCGUAUGAAAGAGGACCUGAUAGUAGAGCUUAUUAAAACAGGCAAGCAUGCUCAGGCCAUGAACAAACAGUACCAGCAGAAGAUUCAACAUUUGGAGCAGGAAGCCGAGCAGGUGCGGAUGGAGCUGAAUGACGGCCAGAGGCAGUUGCAAGAGCUGGAAGGCAAAGAGCCUCGUGACCCUGCCGAAAAGUGGAAACUCCAGGAAUAUCGCAGCAAAGUGGAAGCUGCUCAGAGCAAGGCAAAGAUCCUUCAGGAGAAGAAACGGGCAACAGAGAGAUUGGCAUCCUUCUCUGCUCAAAACGAGAAACGCCUGCUGGAGCUAGAGAGGAACGUGCAGCUGAUGCGGCAGCAGCAAGGGCAGCUCCAGAAGCGUUUGCGGGAAGAAGUGGAGCAGAAGCGACGUCUGGAAACCGAGAUGCAGAAGAGACAGCAUCGGGUCAAGGAGUUGGAACUGAAACAUGAGCAACAUCAAAAGAUUCUGAGGAUCAAAACGGAAGAGGUAGCUGCCUACCAGAGAAAGCACAGGAGUGGCAGCAAUGACUCAAUGAUCAGUCUAGAACAGCAGCAGAAAAUUGAAGAGCAGAAGAAGUGGUUGGAUGUAGAGAUGGAAAAAAUCCUCAAGCAGAGACGUGCCCUGGGUGAGCUGGAAGAUGAAUUGAUCAAGAGAGAAACAAUUGUCGCCAAGAAAGAAGCUCUCCUUCAGGAGAAGAAUGACCUGGAAAACAAGAGACUCCGGUCUAGCCAGGCUCUGAAUGAUGACAUUCUUCAUGUCUCCAGUCGUCUGGAGUACCUAGAGAAAGAGCUAACCCAGAGGAGUGGGCAGCUUUGUCAUAGCAGUUCACAGGACCAGCAGCUCAUCCGGCAAGAAAUUAACAAUUUGCGGCAGGAGAAGGACCAGUUGCUCAAACAGAGGUUGGAGAUUGAUGAGAAAUUACGUCAGGGCACCUUGCUAUCACCUGAGGAGGAGCGGAUUCUUUUCCAGUUGGAUGAAGCCAUUGAAGCCCUGGAUGCUGCCAUAGAAUAUAAGAAUGAGUCCAUUACUUGCAGACAGCGGGUUCUGAGGUCCUCCGCCAGCCUUCUGUCCCAAUGUGAGAUGAACCUUAUGGCAAAACUCAGCUACCUCUCUUCCUCAGAGACCCGGGCACUUCUUUGCAAAUACUUUGAUAAGGUGGUGACCUUGCGAGAAGACCAGCACAAACAGAACGUGGCAUUUUCCGAACUGGAAAUGCAGCUGGAAGAGCAGCUACAGAUGGUGUUUUGGUUGGAGGUGGCCCUAGAGCGUCAGCGCUUGGAGAUGGAUCGUCAGCUGACCUUACAACAGAAGGAACACGAGCAGGACAUUCAGCUCCUGCUCCAACAGAGUCGGGAACAUAUAGAAGGACAGGCAAACAGCAGGCUUCAGUAUGAACACAAGAUCCAGACAUUGGAAAAAGAAUUGGCUCAUUACAAAUGGCUAAAUGAGGAAUUAAACCAAAAGUUAAAGCAGUCGGAGGGACACAGUGGAGUGGACUGA